AUGUUCACACAAUCAAGAAGCCUGGCCUGCAAGUGCAACAACAUAACAAUAGACGACACUGAAAUAUGCGAAGCUAAGCACACAGGCUUAUCUAAAACAGAACAGCAAGAAAUUUUGGGAAGAAAAACUCCAGUCUAUCAUGUUCCAAUGUAUUCAGUUUCUGUUUUAGACUUUGGAUGCGUUAAACUUACUAAAGUUAAUGAGCAUCAUAUCAUUUUAUCUUGCUACAGCUGCAAGAAAUCUUAUCAUCUUUAUCAAUCAAAUGAUAACCUCUUUAUACAGGUUUCAAAUCAAAUAGACUGCAACGAUGAUACUGUCUUAUCGACAGCUCAAUCUACAGAGGACUUAAUUCCUCAGAGUUUCCUUCCUUUCUUCAAGAGAAUGACAUCGGACGACGAUGACUACAGCCUCUUUGAUGCCAAUGAGGCCAACACUAAUGAUACACCAGCGAAUACAAUUUACGGAGUUGAAGAUGAUGAUUACGAUUUUAUGUUUUCAAACACUUCAAUACCAAUUGUUGGCUCAUACGUUGAGUCAAUGAACUACUUCGUCCCAGAGAUUGACGCUUAA
Trichomonas vaginalis G3 is the source of this 570-nucleotide messenger RNA. RefSeq lists its product as uncharacterized. Bases 1 to 570 code for a protein of 189 amino acids. NCBI's taxonomy places the organism in Eukaryota, Parabasalia, Trichomonadida, Trichomonadidae. The record is from RefSeq and is a predicted model, not a curated record. The transcript has a single exon.